Phialemonium atrogriseum is the source of this 354-nucleotide messenger RNA. RefSeq lists its product as uncharacterized. The record is from RefSeq and is a predicted model, not a curated record. The transcript has a single exon. Lineage: Eukaryota; Fungi; Ascomycota; Sordariomycetes; Cephalothecales; Cephalothecaceae. Bases 1 to 354 code for a protein of 117 amino acids.
AUGCCGCAAGGCGCCGUGGAGAAAGGAGCCAACCUCCCGACCCACACCCUGGUAACCCCCGUGUCUAAGAAGCCCCCGGAUAACAGCCGCUGGGAAGUGACAACGGCAUGGGCAGCGACCAAGUCCAAAACGGUGCUAAUCCACCAAGCCGUACAUCUCGCACAUAUCCCCGCAGCUCAAGCACACAUCGUGCCGGUCCGGGGUAUUUGCAGCCGCAUCGUCGUGCCUGAGGGCAGGGCAGCGCCAUUCCUGCCGCAAACGUGCAGCAAUCGCCACGGCCUGUCCACGUACGACUAUUCGAUCCCGCGAAACGAUGGCAGCAUCAUCGUGGGCGGGGGGAAGUCCAAGUUCUAG